UCCUUCAGGCGUUGUGCACUUCUACGCUGUGCCUUCUGCCCCUCCACACCAUACCUUCACCUUCUCGACUUCUAGUUGACUCCUUCACUCGUUCAGCAAGCAGGCAACGCCAACACUCCCGCAGCGACUGCUGGCCGUUGUCAGCACUCAGCAGACAGCGAUUCGUCGUCGGUGGCCGGUUCCCGUCGUCCACUCGUCCGGAAAGCGGCAGUAGAAUAUUUGAGAGACUAAAAUUAAGGUGCACCAUGGCAUUGAGGCAAUUGUGUGGAUUUUCUGAUGGGGAGGUGAUGAGAUCAGAUUGUAAGCCUUGUUCCAGAUUGAUGAGACAGACUGCUGCAAUAUUCUCAGUUGGAGGAGCAUUAGGCUUUUGGGUGCUGUGCCGCUUGCACUACGGCCCUAGAAUCACAAAUCCAAGAAGUCUUAGGUGGGGAGCUUGUGGAGCAGUCUCUACAAGCUCUACCACCGCAUUGCUGGUUCGCCUGUUUAGUCCAGAAUGUGAACCUCAAAAUAUAGCUGCUUAUGACAAAAAAGGAUAGUGCUGCCUAUUCACAAGCUUUGGGGUGGAGUUAUGGAGCUUGUAUUGCUGCCUUUUGAAUAAUAUGAGAUAGAUAAUGACUUUGUUACUCACUGCUGAUAAUGUAUUUGUUCAUUCACAACUUCAAUGUUAAGAAUGUGUAUUUCCCAAAAAUGUUAGGCCUAUGCUGCAGUGCUUCAUCUUAUAUUGUUUGGAAAAUUCUAGCAUCAAAAUAUGUAUAGUUAUUCUUGUGAAAUAUGUGCUGGGUCAUGGCUGCAGGGAAGCAAGUGAUGGCCAUAUACCAGUCAGGAGGUGAGUUUAAAACUGAUAAGGAUGCUCUACUCUUGUAUAAAGGUGGAGAUGCAUGCUCAAUAUUGCUCAUGCUAUGGAAAUUGGCGACCAAAUGGAUUAUUUCAAGAAGGAGGAAGCCGAGAUGUUUAACUGCAGCAUUGCUACCUAGUCUAUUAAACAUUUCCUCCCCAGAAACAAGAAGACUAUCAGACUAUCAUCAUGGUCUCUGAUGACAUGGACUCUCAAUUAAGGGAUGCUUCUCAGAUUGCUGUAACUGUAAGGCCUUUCUCAAUGAUCGGUUUUUGAGGUUUUUGAGGAGAUUUUGCAGGUGUGAUUAGAAAAUAGAAAA
This is a messenger RNA of Ipomoea triloba (trilobed morning glory), 1154 nucleotides long. RefSeq lists its product as uncharacterized. The record is from RefSeq and is a predicted model, not a curated record. Bases 246 to 536 code for a protein of 96 amino acids. Lineage: Eukaryota; Viridiplantae; Streptophyta; Magnoliopsida; Solanales; Convolvulaceae. The transcript has 3 exons.